AUGUUGUUUACCAAUGGUGGCCAAGAGGGCCUCCAUGCCCUCUUACCGCGGUUGGCCUAUACGGAACAUGAUACAGGGGAACUCACUAUCGAUCCGCUCCCCAACGACCACCGUAAAGGCCUGAUAGCUGUCUUCGUCAUGGCCAUUCUCUCCACCGUUGCCACCUUGAUGUUGAUCUCGUUUGUUACCUACCGACUCGUCUUCUGGCGCGGCAACUACCAGCGAUAUAUCGGUUACAAUCAGUAUAUUAUUCUCAUCUACAACCUGGUCAUUGCGGAUAUUCAACAGUCUCUCGCUUUCUUGAUCUGUGCAAAGUGGUAUGCGGAAAACAAAGUAGAAGCUAGGACAGCUGCCUGCUUCCUCCAAGGGUUGUGGCUCCAGGUCGGAGACCCAGCAAGUGGAAUCUUCGUGCUCGCCAUCGCCUUCCAUACCUUCUACAUUGUGGCCUUGGGUAGAAAGCUGAGCUAUCGAACGUUCGUUAUCAUCGUGGUUGGCCUUUGGGUUUUUGUUGCAGUUCUUGUCAUCAUCCCGCUUGCAUCCCAUGGAGCUGAUGUCUUCGUACCCGCCGGGGCUUGGUGUUGGAUUAGCGAAGAUUAUGAAGGCAUACGUCUUUGGACACACUAUGUUUGGAUCUUCUUCGCCGAGUUUGGCACGAUUACCCUAUACGCUGUCCUAUGGUUUCAACUUCGUCGACGUAUCAAGCAGUCUGCUAUCUUGGGGAGCAGUCAUAUUGAGAGUCUGAAACGCCUUCGUCGAGUUGUCGGAUACAUGGUUAUAUACCCAGUCGCUUACAUUGUUUUGUCCCUCCCCCUGGCAGCAGGAAGAAUGGCAACCGCACGAGGCGAAACCCCAAGCAUCGUGUAUUUCUGCGUUUCCGGUGCGCUGAUUACAAGCUCUGGUCUUGUCGACGUCCUACUCUAUACGCUCACCCGCAAAAAUCUCAUCAUCGAAUCCGAGCCCAGUGCUGAUCGGAGCUAUAACAAGUUCCCCAGCAGCAAGAGUCGGGGGCAAAACCUCAAUAGCACCACGGAUCCGAAGCUUAUGCGGACGGAUAUCAGCGCUAUUCGUACAUACAACGGGCCAGACGAAGACGACCAGAGUCGUGACGGCUCAACGGAGGAUAUUAUCAAGGGCGGUGGUGUUGAGCUGGCCCCCAUGGGCAAGGUGUACCAGCACACCACGAUCGAAAUCACAUCUGAACCCGCGUAUCCUUCCAGCGGGGAUGCCAGCGGUCGGGGAAGUCAAGAAUCGCUGGAUCCGGCCGGCAAGAUGUCACCCACAGCGAGGAGAUGGGGAAGAUAA
This is a messenger RNA of Aspergillus versicolor CBS 583.65, 1302 nucleotides long. It is a transcript of the gene gprC, whose product is annotated as protein gprC. Lineage: Eukaryota; Fungi; Ascomycota; Eurotiomycetes; Eurotiales; Aspergillaceae. Gene Ontology annotation, molecular function: G protein-coupled receptor activity. The transcript is spliced from 2 exons. The record is from RefSeq and is a predicted model, not a curated record. Gene Ontology annotation, cellular component: plasma membrane. Bases 1 to 1302 code for a protein of 433 amino acids. Gene Ontology annotation, biological process: adenylate cyclase-activating G protein-coupled receptor signaling pathway.